Vespula pensylvanica (western yellowjacket) is the source of this 2407-nucleotide messenger RNA. It is a transcript of the gene Ir68a, whose product is annotated as ionotropic receptor 40a-like. The record is from RefSeq and is a predicted model, not a curated record. Gene Ontology annotation, cellular component: membrane. Lineage: Eukaryota; Metazoa; Arthropoda; Insecta; Hymenoptera; Vespidae. Bases 177 to 2288 code for a protein of 703 amino acids. Gene Ontology annotation, molecular function: glutamate-gated receptor activity. The transcript has 9 exons.
CUCAUUUGCAUUUUAUAGUAAUUCAAAUAAAACAAGACAAUUUCAAUUAUAAAAUAGAUCGAAUGUUUAAUAAUUUAUAAGUUUAAGGAAUCGAUGUAAUUUGAAUAGACUGGAAAUAAAUGAGAUACGGGUAAAGGUGAUAGUGAAUAAAAGUAACGAUACAUUACGAGAGUACGAUGAUAUUCCGAAUUAUAUUCAUUAUCCUACUUUGUAUUCAUUUUACUAUGGGAUUUAAAAAAAGAUAUCUACAAAUUGAUCAAUGCAAAAAAAAUGCGCGCUAUUUAAAACCCGUAAUCCAUCAAUUGAUAGAAGAAAUUACGAAUCGUAGUACUUGUACCGUUUUUGUAACAGAUCAUAUUUAUCACGGAUUAAUAAAUAACAACAAGAACACUUUUAACAUCUUGAAAUAUAACAUCUUAUUGCGUGACAAUGAAGAAUUUUCUCCAGCAAGACAACGUAUACAAAAAAUUCUUGCUCAUAGUAAAACAGCUAGAUGCAAUGGAUAUGUUAUACUUGUUACUAAUGGCUUGUUAGUUUCCGAGUUUUUACAAUAUGUAGAAAGAAAAGAAUUAAUCAAUACUCAUGGCUUGUUUUUAUUAUUACACGAUUAUCGAAUUCUUACAUCUGAUUUGAAUUAUAUUUGGAAUAGAAUAAUUAAUGUUGUAUUUGUACAUCAGUAUAAGCCAUAUAAAUAUCGUUCAGGUGACACAUCUGCUCAACCAAUAAUUAAUUUAGAAACAGUAUACUUUCCAAAUAAAAAAAAAAAGUUUGUAAUAACAAAGUAUUUAGAUACAUGGUACAAUGGAAAAUUUCGUUAUGGUAAAAAUCACUUUGUACAAAAAAUUUCAGAUCUUAAAGGAAAAACUCUAAGAGUUUCAGUUUUUGAACAUAUACCAGCUGUAACAAAAGAAUCACAAAAUUUUUAUAAAGGUGGUCCCAGUUACAGUGCCAAAGGUUUAGGUGUUGAAUUUGAAUUAAUUCGUGUUAUAUCUCAAUUUAUGAACUUUAAACCACAUUACUACAUGCCUUACAAUAUAGAGAAUGAUCGGUGGGGAGCAUUAGAAAAAAAUGAGACAUAUACUGGUCUUAUAGGAGAAGCAAUAGCAAGGAAAGCUACAUUUUAUAUUGGAGAUCUCCAUUAUACCUCCUAUCUUUUAAAAUUCUUUGAGUUAUCUAUUCCUUAUAAUACAGAAUGUCUUACUUUCUUAACACCAGAAUCUUUGACAGAUAAUUCAUGGAAACUUUUAAUUCUUCCUUUCAAGCUCUACACUUGGAUCACAAUACUUUUCACUCUUUUACUAGCAGGAGGAAUUAUCCAUCUGUUUUCAUUAUUUUAUCAGAAGCAUAUAAUUAUUUAUAAGGAUGUUAAACAUAAACUAGUCAAUAUUAAUGAGCUUGAUAAAAUAAAAGAAUUAAAGAUUAAACAAGCAAAGAAAGGCAUAUAUUUGUUUACAGAAGCACAGAAUAGCAUGUUAUAUACAUAUAGUAUGUUACUUUUGGUAUCAUUACCACGUUUGCCAAAUCCUUGGGCUUUAAGAGUACUUAUUGGAUGGUGGUGGAUUUACAGUAUUUUGGUUGUUGUAGUUUAUCGUGCCAGUAUGACAGCCAGCCUUGCUAACCCUGUGGCUACAAUCACUAUUGAUACACUGAAUCAAUUAGCUAGAAGUUCGAUUUCUGUUGGUGGGUGGAGCAAAGAAAGUAAAGAAUUUUUUCUACAAUCUUUAGACUCUGAUAGUCAGGAAAUUGGUAAUAAAUUUCAGUUGAUAAAAGAUGAAAAAGAAUCUAUAGAAAAAGUAGCAAAUGGAUCUUUCGGUUAUUAUGAAAAUGAAUUUUCCUUGAGGUUUGCUCAUAUUACAAAAUAUGCAUUGGAAGAAAAGCAGCAAGAAAAUAAUACAGAAAAUAUCAAAACAUCUGAUGUAAAACAUAAUUUACAUAUUAUGAAAGAUUGUAUUAUAAAUAUGCCGAUUGCUCUUGGAAUGGACAAAAAUUCUCCAUUAAAGCCAUAUGUUGAUUUAUGGGUUAGACGUAUGGUAGAAGUUGGUUUAGUAGAUAAAUGGUUAAGCGAUGUUAUUUAUCCAUCACAACUUAUUGAAAAACAACAAGAGAAAAUGUCAGAGAAAGCAAUGGUUAAUCUCCAUAAGCUUUAUGGUGCUCUUGUCGCUCUUAGCAUUGGUUAUUUUUUUAGCUUAAUAGUAUUACUAUGGGAAAUUUUACAUUGGAAAUAUAUUAUUUUAAACAAUCCUAAAUACGAUAAAUAUCAUUUAGAUAAAUUCUAUGCAAAAAUAUGAAUACAUUUCUGAAAUACUGUAUUAGAAAAAAAAAGUGUUCACAUCGACGUUUAUAUUUAUUUCCAAUAUUUAUGUAUAUAUAUUUAUAUCAAAGUAUAUUUAUUAAAAAUUAAUUUUAG